Messenger RNA from Kogia breviceps (pygmy sperm whale), 3048 nucleotides. NCBI's taxonomy places the organism in Eukaryota, Metazoa, Chordata, Mammalia, Artiodactyla, Physeteridae. The record is from RefSeq and is a predicted model, not a curated record.
UAGGAGGCCCCUGGUGCGGUUUCCCUUUGCUCUCCCCUCUGCGGGCCCUGGCCGUACUUCAGCGGUGUCUAGAGCGUGGUCCGUUCUCGUCUACCUGCCUGACUUUCUGCAGAGGUAACUGUGGUUGGCCCAGUAGUCGGCUGUCGAAAGUGCCGGCCCCGGCGCCGGCGCCGGCUGCAGCCGGGUGGGAAGGCUCAAGAUGGCGUGCCUGUUGGAGACCCCAAUCCGCAUGAGCGUCCUUUCGGAAGUAACAGCUAGCAGUCGCCACUAUGUUGACAGGCUAUUUGACCCUGAUCCCCAGAAAGUUCUACAAGGUGUCAUAGACAUGAAAAAUGCUGUAAUUGGAAACAACAAGCAGAAAGCCAACCUCAUUGUUCUAGGAGCUGUUCCAAGAUUAUUGUACUUGCUUCAGCAAGAAACCUCAAGCACAGAGUUGAAAACUGAAUGUGCAGUGGUAUUGGGAAGUCUUGCUAUGGGUACUGAAAACAAUGUUAAGUCUCUACUCGAUUGCCAUAUUAUCCCUGCCUUACUGCAAGGACUACUGUCCCCAGACCUGAAGUUCAUUGAAGCUUGCCUCCGAUGCCUGCGCACCAUCUUCACCAGUCCCGUUACUCCAGAGGAACUACUGUAUACAGAUGCCACAGUGAUACCGCAUCUCAUGGCGCUGCUUAGCAGGUCCCGCUAUACCCAGGAGUACAUCUGUCAGAUCUUCUCACACUGCUGUAAAGGUCCAGAUCAUCAAACAAUUUUAUUUAAUCAUGGUGCAGUUCAGAAUAUUGCUCACCUACUAACCUCAGUAUCUUACAAAGUUCGAAUGCAGGCACUGAAAUGCUUCUCAGUUUUAGCUUUUGAAAACCCCCAGGUAUCGAUGACCCUGGUAAAUGUUUUGGUUGAUGGAGAAUUGUUACCACAAAUUUUUGUGAAGAUGUUACAGAGGGAUAAGCCCAUUGAAAUGCAGCUCACAUCAGCAAAAUGUCUAACUUACAUGUGUAGAGCUGGAGCAAUUCGGACAGAUGACAACUGUAUAGUAUUAAAGACAUUGCCUUGUUUGGUUCGAAUGUGCAGUAAGGAGAGGUUACUAGAGGAGAGAGUUGAAGGAGCUGAGACACUCGCCUAUCUGAUUGAACCAGAUGUUGAGCUACAGAGAAUUGCUAGCAUUACUGAUCACCUCAUUGCCAUGCUUGCUGAUUAUUUCAAGUAUCCCAGCUCUGUGAGUGCCAUCACUGAUAUUAAAAGGCUUGAUCAUGACUUAAAGCAUGCUCACGAACUUCGCCAGGCUGCAUUCAAGCUCUAUGCCUCUCUCGGAGCAAACGAUGAAGACAUCCGGAAGAAGAUCAUUGAGACUGAAAAUAUGAUGGACCGAAUUGUGACUGGCUUGUCUGAGUCUAGUGUCAAGGUGCGGUUAGCUGCCGUCAGAUGUUUGCACAGUUUAUCUAGAUCUGUGCAGCAGCUUCGAACCAGUUUCCAGGAUCACGCCGUGUGGAAACCUUUAAUGAAGGUUUUACAGAAUGCACCAGAUGAAAUCCUAGUAGUAGCGUCUUCCAUGUUAUGUAAUCUUCUUCUUGAAUUUUCUCCAAGCAAAGAGCCAAUUUUAGAAUCGGGAGCUGUAGAGCUACUUUGUGGAUUAACCCAAAGUGAAAAUCCUGCUUUACGAGUGAAUGGAAUUUGGGCUUUGAUGAAUAUGGCAUUUCAGGCUGAACAAAAAAUAAAAGCAGAUAUUUUACGAAGCUUGAGUACUGAACAGCUAUUCCGGUUAUUAUCAGAUUCAGAUUUGAAUGUGCUGAUGAAGACAUUGGGCCUUCUUAGAAAUCUCCUCUCUACUCGCCCACACAUAGAUAAAAUAAUGAGUACUCAUGGAAAGCAAAUUAUGCAAGCUGUCACCCUUAUUUUGGAAGGGGAACAUAACAUUGAGGUCAAAGAGCAGGGGUUGGCAAACUUUCUACAAAGGGCAAGACAGACACUGUGCAUCCUAGCCAACAUAGCAGAUGGGACAACGGCAAAAGAACUUAUUAUGACCAAUGAUGACAUCCUGCAGAAAAUCAAGUAUUACAUGGGUCAUUCACAUGUCAAAUUGCAGCUUGCUGCUAUGUUUUGUAUAUCAAACCUCAUAUGGAAUGAAGAGGAAGGCUCACAAGAACGCCAGGAUAAAUUACGAGACAUGGGCAUCGUAGAUAUUCUGCACAAACUGAGUCAGUCACCAGAUUCAAAUCUUUGUGACAAGGCAAAGAUGGCACUGCAGCAGUACCUGGCGUGAUGGGAACGCCCUGGGCGCCUGUGAGCAUCCCACAUCCUUGUUAAAGGAAGUACAGGAACUAGCCUCAUUUGAUUCCUUCUAUUUGCACAAGUCACCUUGGACUGCAGGGAGCUGUUUUGCAAAAGCAAUUUGGUAGGCUUAGAUCUCAAAUUCACCUUGAGAACAUUUUUUUUGAGGUAGUAAUUUCCUCAGAGGACUAUUGUGUUUUGUUUUGUUUCUUUCUGAGCUACCUGGACUCUUUAUUAGAACAAUCAAUUAUUUUCCUUUGGACCUACAAUUUUUUGCCUAUGCUGCAGCCACUUUGUGAGUGAGAAUGGCUCUGUGUGUGUGUGUGUGUGUGUGUGUGUGUGUGUGUGCGCGCACGCGCGCACGCACGUGCGUGCACGUGGGUCAGGAUGAAUGGACGUGUGUGUGUGAGGGAUACCUCAAAGUUUUCUUUUCUUAUUUUGUGUGAAAAUCUCUUUUCUACAGAUUUUCCAGGGUUUAAGCAUUGCUUGCUGUAUAAAAAUCUUUACUGAAUUAUAUACAGUUUGAAUGAAAUGUUAUUUUAAAAACAAAACGAUUGUUAAGUGUUCCAUAAAGGUUAUGUUGGAUUUUGGUCAGAUGAAUAUUUGUAAGUAAAAAAAUAUAUGCAUUUCUGAACCUCAACUUACAUAGAUUUUCUUUAUAAAAAACAAAAAAAGAAAAAAACAAAACGAAAAGUUUGGCUAUAGUUGGCCUGAAUAACAGGCACGAUAUAUGGUGCUGUGCAAAAUAGUAAGCUAGCAUCUUAUACUGCCGUCAAUAUCAGCAGG